AAUUGAAAAACAUGUCAUCGAACCCUAAUUCUAGGGUUCUUAGUUCUUACGAUCCGUUCACCAAUUGAUCCGAUAACAAAUCACUCUAUUGUCUUUCAAAUCUCAAUUCAAUCUCAGAUCCAGCAAAACCUAUCAAUGCAUUUCGUUUGAAUCCGUAAAUUUUAGUUAUAUCGAAAGCUAGUGAUCUUAUUUUGAGAGUGAAUCGGUAGUCAUGUUCUACGGUUCAGUGGUAUGGGAUCCAUGGCUAAUUGUAGCUCAAAUUGUGUGCAUUCAGUGCUUGUAUUAUCUCACAUUAGGAGUUAUUAUGACGGUUCUUGUUGGAGCUAGGGUUUCGAGGAUGAGUCUCGUUUACUUUUUUGAUUAUGCGACGGUUACUCUCUCCACUGUUACUGGCUGGUGUGUAAUCACUUCCUUCAUUCUCAGUUCUAUCGCUGGAGCUGGAUUCUUGCUUUAUUGGAUCGAAAGAGCAAAAAAGUGCCUCGAUUUUGCAGCCACACUUUACAUAAUCCAUUUAGGCAUAUGCGUCUUAUAUGGAGGUUGGCCUUCAUCAAUAACAUGGUGGGUUGUCAAUGGUACUGGAUUGGCAAUAACGGCUUUGUUGGGAGAAUAUUUAUGUAUAAAACGUGAAUUACGAGAAAUUCCCAUUUCAAGACUCAGAUCUAGUGCUUGACAGGCGAAAACAAGCUCAUGAUAGCAUGUAAUAGGAUCUCUUUGCAGAAGAAAACAAGUUCGCGAUAUAAUUAAUAGCGUAGAUUAGGGAUGAACGCGUAGCUUUUUGGAAUGAGACUUGAGGAACUAGAGUAGGGUGAGUGUAUUAUGCGUUUUGCGUAACAAUUGGUGUAAUUUUGGACUUUUGGUAUAGGGACACAGUUAAUUUUUAAUUUGAUAUAAGUUUGGAUGAUGA
Molecule: messenger RNA, 904 nt
Organism: Helianthus annuus (common sunflower)
Lineage: Eukaryota; Viridiplantae; Streptophyta; Magnoliopsida; Asterales; Asteraceae
Product: protein SYS1 homolog
Exons: 3
Coding region: 212-670 (152 amino acids)
Biological process (GO): Golgi to plasma membrane protein transport; protein localization to Golgi apparatus; Golgi to endosome transport
Cellular component (GO): Golgi membrane; trans-Golgi network
Source: RefSeq, a predicted model, not a curated record